AUGGGAGAUUUUAGGAAUUACACCAGAGAAGAUUCGCAAUUGGGUAAAUUACGAAAAUUAAAAGCGUAUUCCAACUGCUUGAAUUAUAUGAAGUUUAAACCGAAAUUAAAAUAAAUAAAUAAAUUAAAACAAACAAAUUUCUUUCUCUCUCCCUCUUCUCUUCUCUUCUCUUCAUCUUCCUUCAAGUCUCCGAUCUUCGCCAAACUCCCUCAAACUCUCUUCUUCCUUUUUCUUUUCUUUUUUUCUUUUUCUUUUUUUUUUUCUGUCUGUUCCCAAACAUCCAUAAUUAAUUUAAUUACUUCACUCUUCCGGUGAGAUGAUCCGCUAAGACUCACCUCACCUGAAUUCCCCUGCACAAGCAUCUCAUCCGCCGUCGGAUCACAUGCAUCCUUUUUGCUGCGUUUCUCCAAUCUCAAAUCGGCAACCUCCAAUGCUUCCUUCCUCCACUGAUUCUCUUCCUCCUCAACAAAUCAACGGUCAUGAUUCUUCAUCUAAAUCAAGGAGAGAUUUUAAUCACAAUCAUACCUCUUCAAUCACCAUUCAAAAUCAUAUCAAUAAUCAGUUUAGCAAUCAAAUUCAUCAACAAAUGUCAAGCGUUGAUCAUAGAGAAGUCAAGAUUAAUGAUAUUGUUGGAAGUGGAAUUUGUGGUAUUUUGUAUAAGUGGGUCAAUUAUGGUAAAGGUUGGAGACCUAGAUGGUUUGUUUUGCAAGAUGGAGUUGUUUCUUAUUAUAAAAUUCAUGGUCCUGAUAAAAUUACUCUUAGUUUGGAAUCUGAAAAAGGUUUUAAAGUCAUCGGUGAUGAAUCUAUGAAACGAAUUCGCCGUUCCAAUAACAAUUCUUCCUCACAUCCUCAUCGUCGUAAACCUUUCGGCGAGGUUCAUCUUAAGGUUUCAUCGAUUCGUGAAAGUAGAUCGGAUGAUAAGAGAUUUUACAUUUAUACUGGUACGAAAAGGCUGCAUUUAAGAGCUGAAACUCGGGAGGAUCGAAUGACGUGGGUGGAGGCUUUGCUAGCUGUUAAAGACAUGUUUCCUAGAAUGUCCAACAGUGAGCUGAUGGCUCCCACAGACAAUGUUGUUUCGACUGAAAAGCUAAGGCAGCGGCUACAAGAAGAGGGUGUGAGUGAAGGAGUUAUUCAGGAAAGUGAGCAGAUUAUGAGAGCCGAGUUUGCUGCGAUGCAGAAACAACUUGUUUUGCUCAAGCAGAAGCAGUGGAGGCUCAUUGAUACCUUGCGUCAGUUAGAGACAGAGAAAGUUGACUUGGAAAACACAGUAGUUGAUGAAAGUCAGAAGCAGUUAAAAGAGCAAGGGGCUUCCUCUGGUUCAAAGCAAGAUAAAUCUAGUGAGGCAAGUCCUAGUGAUUCAGAUGAUAACGAUAGGGCUGAUGCUGCCGAGGAAGACACAGAUGAAGAAGACAAUGCCUUUUUUGACACUAGAGAUUUCUUAUCAUCAAGUUCUUUCAAAAGCAGUGGAUCUGAUCUGAGGAUAUCAUCCUUCUCCUCUGGCGAUGAUUUUAAUGCUGCCGAUUCUGAGGAGGAUAUUGAUCCUUCAAUAAAAGAAGUUGUAGCUAACUUUCCGUAUGUUAAAAGGCGUAAGAAAUUGCCUGAUCCUAAGGAGAAGGAGAAAGGAGUUAGUCUUUGGUCAAUGAUAAAAGAUAACAUUGGAAAAGAUCUUACAAAAGUCUGUCUACCAGUGUAUUUCAAUGAACCAAUCUCUUCACUUCAGAAAUGCUUUGAAGAAUUGGAAUACUCACAUCUCCUUGAUAGGGCAAACGCAUGGGGGAAGCAGGGGAACAGUCUUAUGAGAAUUCUCAAUGUAGCUGCUUUUGCUGUUUCUGGCUAUGCUUCUACUGAGGGACGAAGCUGCAAACCAUUUAAUCCUUUGUUGGGGGAGACCUAUGAAGCUGAAUUUCCUGAUAAAGGGCUCCGUUUCUUCUCAGAGAAGGUAAGUCAUCAUCCUAUGAUUGUUGCCUGUCAUUGUGAAGGAACUGGGUGGAAACUGUGGGGAGACAGCAAUUUAAAAAGUAAAUUUUGGGGUCGUUCUAUACAACUUGAUCCUGUUGGGAUUCUGACUUUAGAGUUUGAUGAUGGAGAAGUCUUUCAAUGGAGCAAGGUAACAACAUCAAUAUACAACCUUAUAUUAGGAAAGCUGUAUUGCGAACACUAUGGUACAAUGCGUAUACAGGGAAAUCGGGAAUACUCCUGCAAGCUGAAGUUUAAAGAGCAGUCUAUUAUAGACCGAACUCCCCGUCAGGUACAAGGUAUAGUGCAAGACAGAAACGGGAAAACAAUGGCGACGUUGUUUGGGAAGUGGGAUGAAAGCAUGCAUUAUGUAAUUGGUGACUUCUUAGGCAAGGGAAAGGGAUCUGACGCCGUCUCAGAAGCCCGCUUAUUGUGGAGACGAAGCAAGCCACCAAGAUUCCCAACCAGAUACAACCUAACUCGGUUUGCAAUCACAUUGAAUGAGCUUACUCCGGGGUUAAAGGAGAAGUUGCCACCCACAGACUCCAGGCUAAGGCCCGACCAGAGGUACUUGGAAAAUGGAGAGUUUGAAAAGGCCAAUGCGGAGAAGUUGCGACUAGAGCAGAGGCAACGGCAGGCUCGGAAAAUGCAAGAAAGCGGGUGGCAGCCACGGUGGUUUGCCAAGGAUAAACAAAUUGACACUUACCGUUUUAUUGGAGGGUAUUGGGAGUCCAGGGAACAGGGCAAAUGGGAAUCAUGUCCUGAUAUCUUUGGUCAAAUUACACCAGAGAUGGACUAAGUAAACACAUCUGAAGAGAAGAAUUGUUUGGUUAGCCAAAAAAAGGAAAAGCAAACAAUUAUUAGUGUUCGGCAUUCUUUUUCGUUUCAUAUAUGGGUAGGAUAGCGGCUGGUUGAUUGUUUUGAGUCAAUGAUAUGUGAAUCACAUGAUUGUAAAGUAUAGUAAGAUGAAUUGAUUGAUGAUGAAUAGGUAAACAAUAAAAAGAAAUAUCUGUAUUUUCCAAUUCUUUCCCAAAUGGGCUCCCCUUCUUCUGGUGUUCUUUUGGAAACUUAAAAGUUUUGUAUCUGUAUUUCAUUGCAAAUUGGAAUAGCAUCUAAAUGAGCACACUUACUAUAUAUAGUAUAGAAUACAGAAUUAUUAUCAUUUACGGUCAUCUGUUUUCUGUUUGUUGUUGAAUCAAAAUUGUCGGUAAGCAUGUGAUAAUAAGGAAUCAAUCAAAAACCAAGUGUCGGUCGGCUACUUAUACUGCCAAAACUGUUAGCUGCUUUUCGACUAAGACUUUCAAAUCAAGCCAAGUGUCGGCCAUAUAAAUCCAAACAUGGCUUAAUUUAUUAUUACUUCUUAUACUCUACUUUUAUAAGCUGGUUUUGAUGCUGUUUGUCGAUUUAAAAUAGGAAAAAUUAUCUAAAAUAAAUCCAACAUAUUCUUGAUUUUUCUAUAAUAAUUUCACCUACAGCAAAUUUGAGGGGUAUUUUCUUAGAAUAAAUCAGGUGACCGAAUGACUUGCUAUAGCAAGUUUUAUUUUCUUAAAAACGGAUAUUUUAUGAUAUACCACUGAGUUUCUCCGAAAUUCGCCAUACACCGCACAAAAUGUUUUAAUUCACCAUAUAUCAUUGAGUUUUCGUCCGUUAGCACAGAAUACCAUUAAUGACAACUGCCGUCAGUGUGCCGUUUGUAGUAAAUUAAUAAUUCACCAUAUACCAUUAUUAUUAUUAUUUUUUUGCGUCAAAUACCAUUUUUUUAAAAAUAGCAAUAAAUCAACGUGAAAAUUCAACCAAUAAAAUACAAUGUCUUUCGCAUCGAGUCAAAAUUAAAAAUAAAUAAGGAUCAAUUUGCCCAUUGUACACAGAAUUAGCAAUAACACUUAGUUUUAAUAUCAAUCAAUAGAAUAUAUAUAUCAGUAAACCUAUUGAACUGCAUCAAAAAUGGAGAGUAUAUUUGGAAUCACCCAUCAUCAUAAGCAAAUUACAGCAAACAAGAUCAUCUAAAGGCAAUAGAUUUGAGAUGCACCCAAUAAUUAAACCAUCAUAAUCAAAUUAUAGCAAGCAAUCAUCAUUCAUCCAACAAAAAAGGGGGCAAAAAAUUGAAAUAAUUCCAACAAAAAACCAUCAUAAACAAAUAGAUUCAAGCAAGAUCCCGAAAAAGGGAAUAAGUACCAAGCGAAGAACACUUGUUGACACCUUCAAGGGUAACAAGAGCAAUGAGGAUGAAGAAAAACGGCAAAAGAAAAGCUGAGAUGAGAAUGAUGUGAAAAAGAGUGCAAUAAGAGAUGUGACGAGCUGCGACUUUUAUCUUCAUUAAGUCAAUGAAUCCAUUUCUAUUGCUGCUCGAUAUCGUUAUACUUUUUAUGCUCGGCGAUAAAUGUAGCUGCAUCCUCUCCAACAAUUUCUAAACAAACGAUGAUGAAAUUAAUCUUUUUCCUUCAUCUCUCAUGUUUUUGUUCUUCAUUCACUCUUAUUGUUGUUGAUAUUGUUAUUCUUACAUAACAAUAAUAACCUUUCGCCCAUCUCCUCCUCAAACUCCCUACCAUCCAAUCGAUUGAUCAAUUAAUCGAUCAAUCAUCAAUCAAUUCUUUUUUGCUGUCCCCUUCUUUAUUGAUUUUCUUCUUCAGAUUCCACCAAAUUUGAUUUUAUUAAUUUAAACUCAAAGUUUAUAAUCUGGAAUUUUUGGAUUGAUUGAGUUGUUGCUUGUAAUUUGUAUGAACAAAUAUUUAGGGGGUUUAGGUAUUCAAAUGGAUUGGGAAAUCAGUUGAAUGUGUAUCGAAAAGGCGGCAUUGAAGGAAGGGAUGGAAGCUUAAUUGCUCUACUCUUCCAUGAAUGGAUCGGAGUAACAGAGGAGAGAGUGGAGGAAAAGAAUAUGACCCAAGAGAAACAAAAAAAUGGUAUUUGACGCAAAAAAAAAGUAAUGGUAUAUGGUGAAUUAUUAAUUUACCACAAAUGGCACACUGACGACAGUUGUCAUUAAUGGUAUUCUCUGCUAACGGACGAAAACUCAAUGGUAUAGGGUGAAUUAAAACAUUUUGUAUGGUACAUGGUGAAUUUCGGAGAAACUCAAUAGUAUAUCAUGAAAUAUCUAUUUUAAAAAAAUAAAAUUAAAUGUCGAAAAAAAUGUUAAAAGAAUGUUCAAAGAAAGUUCAUGAUUUUUUUUUAUUAUUUAGAAUUUUUAUGUAAAUUUCAAAAUUUUUCUUUAAUUUUAAAUUAAUUUUCAAUUUACUUUUUUGGUGAAUUACCUACUAUACCAGGUCAUCAGGUUACCCCAGUUUACUCUAGGCAUAUACUUCCUAAAGUUGAGAUUAUUCAUGGUUAAUCAAUAGGUGGGAUCAUUGUAGGAAAAUUAUGAAUAUG
Amaranthus tricolor (Joseph's coat) is the source of this 5319-nucleotide messenger RNA. RefSeq names its product oxysterol-binding protein-related protein 1C. Gene Ontology annotation, molecular function: sterol binding. The record is from RefSeq and is a predicted model, not a curated record. Lineage: Eukaryota; Viridiplantae; Streptophyta; Magnoliopsida; Caryophyllales; Amaranthaceae. Gene Ontology annotation, cellular component: membrane; intracellular membrane-bounded organelle; cytosol. The transcript is spliced from 10 exons. The coding region runs from base 383 to 2755 and encodes 790 amino acids.